AUGGCCACCUCGGACCCCGCCUCCGAGGACACCAUCUUCAACCUUCUUAAAAAGGCCGAUCCCAAGGAGCUUGAACGGCGCCAGCAAUUGCUCAAUGAUCAAAGGCACAAGACCUUCCAACUCAGUCAAUUAAGGCUUUCGGAGCUGAUAGAUCAGAACUCUACCCUACCUACCACCGUAUCUUCUGUCACCGUCCUCGGUGCCCCAAACACUCGCCGAUCCUUCCUCAACCGCCUGAUUAAUCCUUUAUUAAGUGCCAAUCGCGAUCGCCCAUACACCCAGUCCGAACUUAUUCGUGAGAUUUCCAGGACGGCGAACAAGCUCAGGAAAUUCGGAAUCUAUCACGAACCCAUCUCAGUCUUCUUCGACAAACCAUCCCAAACGGAUCCCUCCACAACUCCCACAGAUGUGGCCGUAUACUACUCAGUCAAGGAACGGAGCCGGAUAUUUGCAAAGACCGGCACCGAUCUAGGCAACGCUGAAGGAUCUGCGUACGCCAAUGUACAGUGGAGGAAUGUAUUAGGCGGCGCGGAAACUCUCGAUGUCAAUGCAUCAGUAGGCACCCGGACAAGGUCAUCAUAUUCAGCAACACUGGACACACCAGUUCUCAGCGACCCAGACUUCCGUUUUCAGAUCGGAGGUGUGCAAAGUGCAACUCAAAAAUUCUUUGCCAGCCACGAGGAGAUUCUAAAGGGUGGUUGGACCAAACUACGGUGGCUCACAGCAGGUGGUUCUCUCCAUGAGGUGGGAUACAAUGGCUUUUGGCGACAGGUCACUGGUCUUGCACAGAAUGCAUCCCCAACGGUGAAGAGCGAAGCAGGAGAUUCAGUCAAAAGUAGCAUUUCUCAUACGUGGACGAGCGAUCGAAGAGACAACCCUCUGUUACCCACUCGGGGCUACUACGCCAAAACAGCAUCAGAGUUGGCAGGCUGGGGACCUUUGCGUGGGGAUGUCGCAUUUUUCAAAACAGAGGCGGAAACGCAGACUGCCCUGCCCAUCCCCAUCCCGUUCGUCAAAGGCGACAGUGGAAUUAGCUUCACAACAGGUGUUCGUGCCGGUAUAUUAUAUCCUCUCGCACUGGGAUCCAAUGCGGACCCUGAGUUGUCGCGCAUCAACGACCGCUUUCAGCUUGGGGGGCCAACAGAUGUUCGUGGAUUCAGACUGUCCGGGUUAGGACCUCAUGAUGGGCAGGACGCUGUUGGAGGAGAUGUCUAUGCGGCCGGCAGUGCGAAUCUGCUCAUUCCUCUUCCCAGAGUGGGCAAGGACAAGCCACUCCGUUUCCAGGCGUUCGUGAACGGGGGCCGGCUACUUGCCAUCAACAAUUCUCAGAAGGAAGGCGGGCUCUCGAGUGAUGAGGUCAAACAAGGAGUAUCAAACGCAAUAACCGAACUUGGAAAUGGCCUUCCCAGUAUGUCUGCUGGAGUGGGCCUUGUAUAUGCACAUCCGGUGGCAAGAUUUGAGCUCAAUUUCUCUCUGCCGCUUGUGGUACGGAAGCAUGAAGAAGCCAGGAAAGGUGUGUCUUUCGGCAUAGGCAUCAAUUUUCUGUAA
Molecule: messenger RNA, 1548 nt
Organism: Exophiala bonariae
Lineage: Eukaryota; Fungi; Ascomycota; Eurotiomycetes; Chaetothyriales; Herpotrichiellaceae
Exons: 2
Coding region: 1-1548 (515 amino acids)
Biological process (GO): protein insertion into mitochondrial outer membrane
Cellular component (GO): outer membrane
Source: RefSeq, a predicted model, not a curated record